GCGGCGUCUCAGCCUGGGACACUAUUCACAGCGAGUACUGGGAACACGCUAUCCACGGCCUUGUUUGUCUUUAUUCUUUGAUUCCAUGGCAAUUUUCUCAUUCAGCCUCUUUAACUUAGUCGUCAUUAGGCUGUCGCUGUGGUGAUGCGUUAAACAAGUAAGUGAUAUCGCGUCGGUCAAGUGUAAUGGGGCUGCUGGAUAAACUAACGGGCUGGCUCGGCCUGAGGAAGAAGGAGGUCAACGUUUUGUGUUUGGGGCUGGACAACAGCGGCAAAACUACCAUCAUCAACCAACUCAAACCGUCUAAUACACAGGCACAAGAAAUAGUCCCAACAAUUGGCUUCAACAUUGAAAAGUUCAAGAGUUCAAGAGAAAGUCAUGCCAUCAUAUUUGUCAUUGACAGCGGUGACAAACUGAGAAUGGUUGUUGCCAAAGAGGAACUAGAUACUCUUCUCAACCACGAAGAUAUCCGCAGCAAAAAGAUGCCUGUAUUGUUCUUUGCUAACAAGAUGGAUCUGCGGGAUGCUGUGUCUUCUGUCAAGGUGUCACAGAUGUUGUCUUUAGAGAACAUCAAAGAAAAACCCUGGCACAUCUGCGCCAGCGAUGCUAUCAAAGGAGAGGGCCUCCAGGAAGGGCUGGUCUGGCUACAAGAGAACAAAUUGCACAGUAAGUAUCAUCAUGUGGAGUCAUUGUGGUGGUAGACUGUAGCUCAGCAUCUCUCUGGAUGGGAUUUAAUUCAUGGUGGGCCAAACAAUAGGUAUUGUGACUGUAAACCGAAAUGACAUCAAGAAAUAAAUCCCAUCUGAUUAUAUGGUCUGUACUGUCGAACCUUCUUCGUUCAGUUGUCUGUGAUCUCCCCUUGUUUGAAUGUAAAUCGUAUAUGUGCUGUGUACAUUUCCUGAAGUUACGAGACAAUAAACACACUCCAAAUGUGUCGUAUUUUUGCAAAGAAAUGCCACAAAUAAGUUCAGAUUUAGUUUCUUGAAAGGUAAAUGUCCGUUUCGGUUCCAUGGUUUUCUGUUAGCAUCUAAGCACAAUCAGAUGUCAUUUCUUUUCUUCUUUUUCUAUCAGAUCACAUCAAAACAAUGAACAUGUGAAUGACUAAAGAUCCUGUGAGCGUUGACACGAUGUGGAUGUGGUAACUGGACGUAUUCGUCACACUUGAUGUCAUAGGCCUUACAUGUCAAAUAGUCGAGUCCUUACUGUACAUGCUACGACUGACACCAUGAGUUUUUUAAACACAAUUCUUCUAAUAUUGUAAUUGGUAUGACUACUCUCUCAUGUGAAUAUUUAAAGCAGCCACAAAUAGAAAGUUACCUAUGUUGCACAUCAAUUCUGACUGAUGUUGUUUCUGUAUAAAGCAACAUAAAAGAAAAAUAUAUUCCAUGAUACAUGACACAAAUUUCAUCAACUGAAUGUUUUUUUAAUUGUUGUCAGUGCUGUAUUUUGCUCUACCUUGAGGGUUACCCUAACCCUAACUUUAUUUACAGAAAGGUUCAAUGUGAAUAAAUAUCAAUAAAUAUUGCUGUUAAUACAAAAAUAUUAAAUACUGUUUAUAAACAUUAACAUGUAAGAUGUUUAGGAAGACCAAGAUUUAAAAACGUUUGUAUAAAUAUAAAAUCUUCAUAAAUAAC
Pseudoliparis swirei is the source of this 1634-nucleotide messenger RNA. RefSeq names its product ADP-ribosylation factor-like protein 6. Gene Ontology annotation, cellular component: axoneme; cytoplasm. The transcript is spliced from 6 exons. Gene Ontology annotation, biological process: intracellular protein transport; protein localization to cilium; vesicle-mediated transport. The record is from RefSeq and is a predicted model, not a curated record. Gene Ontology annotation, molecular function: GTPase activity; GTP binding. Lineage: Eukaryota; Metazoa; Chordata; Actinopteri; Perciformes; Liparidae. The coding region runs from base 186 to 701 and encodes 171 amino acids.